GCGGAGACGCGCUGAGGAUGGAGAGGAAGAGGAAGAGAGAGGAGUGACGGAGGAGAGUUCUGGAGGAGAAGAACCAGAACCAGAAGAAGAAGUAGAGCCGCUGCAGCUCCGAGGACACCGACAGAACCACAAUAAAGUCCGUGGAGGGACAACCGGAAGUUAACCUUCAAACUUUAUACCCCGCAAAACUCUGUGCGCGCUCCCGUCGCCUGCGGCUGCUCUCGGGCUUUGACGCGCAUGCGCUGUGCGCAGCCUGUUGUUCUGAAUAAUGGACCGAUUGUGUCACCGGGCUCGGUGGUGACGUCACCGUCGCUGAUCCGGAGCAGGACCGGCGGACACGGGAACGCGCCUCGGCUCAGCGCGUGAACAACCUGAAGUGCCACAAACACUCCGUGACUCACGUUAAUCCGUGUUGUGCAACCGGCAGCAGAAGCAGGAAGCAGAAGAAGAAGAAGAAGACCAUGAGACGAAGGCUGCGGGACCAGAGACGCUAACGGGACAGACAAACAGACACACAGACACACAGACAGACAGACGGGAUGUGUGUGAGCCUGUAGAGUGUGUGUGUGUGUGUGUGUGUGUGUGUGUGUGUGUGUGUGUGUGUGUGUGUGUGUGUGUGUGUGUGUGUGUGUGUGCGCGUGAGGAUGAGUGGCGGUAAAAAGAGGAGUGGCUUCCAGAUCACCAGUGUGACCUCAGACUUACACCAAAGUCCAGCCGGCCAAUCAUCUCCCAGCAUGGUCCUGUCUGUCCUCCAAUCAGACACCUCCUCCUCCUGCAGCCCUCAGGGAAGCUCCUCCCAGCCGACCACGCCCUCUCUGAAGAGGAAGUACGUUUCCCAUGAUGCUGCAGGGCAGGGGGCAGGGUCAUCCUCCAGGUUCAGGGUGGUAAGAUUGGCAGUGGGCGGGGCCGGCGGCGGGGGGCGGGGCGAGUCAUAUCGCCGCGGGCGAUGGACGUGUAUGGAGUUCCUGGAGAGACAGGAACGGGCGGGGUUCAGGCGGGUGAUGGACAGCAUGAGACACGCCCACUCGCUGGAGUCUCUGGAGAUGAUUGGCCGAGACAGAGACAGAGGCGGAGUCCACUCCCAGGACACCGCUCACCUGCUGGUUCAGCCAAUGAGAGGAGUGGAAGGGGCGGGCCUUGUUCUGCGCAGCGGCCCCCCAUCACCAACACACGAAGAGCCAAUCAACAUCCGGCUUCUGGACCGGAGGGAGCCAAUAAGACUGCAGGGUUUAGACUCCGCCCCUCUGCCGCCUUCUCCCCGCCCACGAAAUGUCCCUCCUCCUCUACGAUUGGACGUAGACGCUGCAGGACGGUCUGUCCUCAGGCUGUCUCACUCUCAGCCCAGCUCCCCCCCUGCUGGACCGUACCAUCCCACUCUGACCCCCAUCCAGACACCUUCAGCCUUCAGUCUGGACCAGACCAUCUUCAGCCUUCCGGGGGACGCCAGUAGUUCCAGUAACAGUCUGAUCGCCAUCGACAACAAAAUAGAACAAGCCAUGGACCUGGUGAAGAGUCACCUGAUGCUGGCUGUCAGGGAGGAGGUGGAGCUUCUGAGGGAACAAAUCAGGGACCUGCAGGAGAAGAACCAGCAGCUGGAGAGAGAGAACCACAUCCUGAGAGCCCUGACGCACAACCUGAGCACAACACAACACUGACACACUACACAACACAAUACAACAUAACACUGACACACAACACAACCUACACAACACAACACUGUGACACACAACACAACCUACACAACACAGCACCAUCUACACAACACAAAACAACACUGACACAACACAACAUAACACAACCUACACAACCUGAACACAACCUACACACCUGAUGACCAGGUGCUGCUCCCCUAUGGAUGUCGUCAUGGUAACAGGUGUGACUGAUGAGUAGCCUGGUUACCGUGACAACAGUACUGUUAGUAUCAGUUUCAGGUGUUCUGAGUGACGAUGACAAAGAUUAGAGUCUAAUAAAUUAAUAAAAUGUAACUGCACAACGA
Molecule: messenger RNA, 1996 nt
Organism: Amphiprion ocellaris (clown anemonefish)
Lineage: Eukaryota; Metazoa; Chordata; Actinopteri; Pomacentridae
Gene: tsc22d4
Exons: 6
Coding region: 645-1655 (336 amino acids)
Biological process (GO): regulation of transcription by RNA polymerase II
Source: RefSeq, a predicted model, not a curated record